AUGGCACAACGCCCCAACGAAAACGUCUACUUCGCCCGCUCACCCAUCUGCGACGCCGCCUCCUCCGGCAGCGGCAAAGGCCUAUUCGCCAACCGCGCUUUCGCUCCCGGCGACGCGAUAAGCGUGAUCGAAAGACCGCUCGGGACAUCGCUGGACGUCUCACGGUUGGAAGAUACGUGUUCGAAUUGCUUCCUGUGGACGACGAUGCCGCAUGCCGACCACGGCGAGGCGCUCGGGGCGAGGCUUUAUGUGCCCGAGGAUGCGAGGGUGGAUGUGUGCACGGGGUGUCGGAGUGUGAGGUAUUGUGGGAAGAAAUGCCAAACUGCCGCCUGGAAAAGAGGUCACAAGUACGAAUGCAAGGUACUGAAGUCAAUCAACAGCAUGCCCGGGAGGUCACUUCCCAAGGCCGUAUUCGCGAUCAUCGACAUGCUGAGCAGGCGGAAGAACGGCCUCAUUGACGAUCGGACGUGGGCGAUGCUGUGUGAGCUCGAUGGGCACGUGGACCAUUUCAGGAUGUCGGAGGUGUGGAGUGAUAUCGAGCUCAUGGCGACGGGGGCGCUGCAUUACUCGGGGACUGGGAACACGUUUGACAGAGAUUUUGUGAUUAGCAUGCUUGGGAGGGUGCUGGCGAAUAGUUUGACGAUUAUCACGCCCUCGCUGGAUCCUAUGGGAAUCAUGAUCGAUCCACACCUGUGCCGGAUCAACCAUUCGUGCGACCCCAAUGCAUUCAUCAUGAUGGACGGCCCGCAGGUUUCGAUCCGCCCGCUCCGAGAGAUCAAAAAGGACGAGGAAGUCUUGAUUUCAUAUUGCGAUACUACGCUCCCUUACGCACGCCGUCAGCUGGAUCUUCAGACUAGAUGGUUUUUCACCUGCAAAUGUAGCAAGUGUAAAUUGGGCACGACAGCGCCAGAAGACGAAUGGAAAACACCACCCAAGGACCUGGCUCCGGAAUGGAAGGCGAAAGCGAAAGAAAUGAGCGGGAGGCAAGCUCUGCUCGACGACCCUGCGAACUACGUCGGGCCAUCGGCGGACGAGAAGCAUGUUGCGGUGCUCCAGGGGAAGGCCUUCGAGUGCCACCGAGAAGCACAAUUGCAAGAAAGAUUUCCAGAUUCUCUGCGGAUUCUGAAAGAAGGCAUGUCGAUCUGUAGCCAGACCAAACUCUGGCCAAUCCAUCGUCAACCGUAUCCCUCGCUACGAGAUGACUGCAUCUACGCUUUGCUCGAGCUGCAGAAGUAUCGAGAAGCGUUUACGCAGUCUUUCGUGCGUUAUCGAUAUGUCAUGCCUAAGCUUCAACGGACGAGUUUUCAUCCCGCUCGCGUGACGCAGACGUGGAGUACGGCCAUGCUUGCGUUUUAUUUUUCACAGGAGGCGCCGAUCAUACCUGGCGUGGAGAUGCCUCUGGUUGCACUCAUGCUCAUGCGGGAGACCGCUGGGCUGUGUGAGAAAAGUCAUGGUGGGAAGAAUACUUUCACGAUCAGUGUAAAGAAGAAGCUUAGGGAGGUGGAAAGCGCAUUGUGUGCAGUACUUGGUGUGGAUGAUCCGACAAUCAUAACCACGGAGGGAUCUGAGCAAAUGGACAUUCUCGAGGAGAAGAUUCCGUUUAAUGAUGAUCUGGAUGUUGGACUAGAGGCGAUUGUUCGGUGA
Aaosphaeria arxii CBS 175.79 is the source of this 1644-nucleotide messenger RNA. RefSeq names its product SET domain-containing protein. Gene Ontology annotation, cellular component: nucleus. Gene Ontology annotation, molecular function: protein binding. The record is from RefSeq and is a predicted model, not a curated record. The transcript has 3 exons. Lineage: Eukaryota; Fungi; Ascomycota; Dothideomycetes; Pleosporales. The coding region runs from base 1 to 1644 and encodes 547 amino acids.